AUGAAUGGUUACAGCAAGAUAAAAAACUUGCACCUGAGUAGUGAAUCAUCAUCAUAUUGCUUGAUUUCUUCCUCUCCGAUUAAAGACAAAUGCAAUCAGCAACCCGAAGAAUCCAAAACUCUUGAACCACAUACAAAACUGGAUAAUGCAGAUGCAUACAUAGAAAAUGGACCAAAUUGUGGGGCACCCAAGUUUAGAAGAAAUGCCUCUGUUACAUCAUCAUCAUCAUCAUCUGCUGUUAAAAGGGUCUUCUCAAUCAAAAGAUCUAUGUCUGUUUCCGAGAGGUAUUGCAGGAUCAAUGACCAAGAUGUCGUUUUAUCAUCAAAUCCUGAUCAUGAUGAUGAUGAUGAAACUGAUCAACCAUUCAAAGAUAAAAAAGGAGGUCGUAAAGGGAUCUUGAGAUCAUUUAAGCGCAUUUUCAGGCUAUAA
Molecule: messenger RNA, 429 nt
Organism: Striga asiatica
Lineage: Eukaryota; Viridiplantae; Streptophyta; Magnoliopsida; Lamiales; Orobanchaceae
Source: the annotation of a GenBank genome assembly